Messenger RNA from Camarhynchus parvulus, 4332 nucleotides. RefSeq names its product AT-rich interaction domain 4A (gene ARID4A). Gene Ontology annotation, cellular component: nucleus. Gene Ontology annotation, molecular function: transcription cis-regulatory region binding. NCBI's taxonomy places the organism in Eukaryota, Metazoa, Chordata, Aves, Passeriformes, Thraupidae. Gene Ontology annotation, biological process: regulation of transcription by RNA polymerase II. The record is from RefSeq and is a predicted model, not a curated record. The transcript is spliced from 25 exons. The coding region runs from base 151 to 3984 and encodes 1277 amino acids.
GGGGGGGCGGAGCGGGGGCCGCGCUCAGCCGGGGCCGCCGCCGUCUGCGGAGGGGCCCGGGCGGCGCGGGGGCUGCGGAACGAGGAGUUCGCAGUGUUGCCCGUGCGAGGAGAAGUCCCGGAGCUGGAAUCGCUCACAUAACCCUGAAAGAUGAAGGCAGCAGAUGAGCCUGCCUACCUGACAGUGGGGACUGAUGUCAGUGCCAAGUACCGAGGUGCCUUCUGUGAGGCAAAGAUCAAGACGGUGAAGAGGCUUGUGAAAGUCAAGGUGGUCUUGAAGGGGGAUAACUCAACUCAGUUAGUGCAAGAUGACCAAGUGAAAGGACCUCUAAGAGUUGGAGCAAUGGUUGAAACCAAAAUGCCCGAUGGAUCUUUUCAGGAAGCAGUUAUCAGCAAGCUGACAGAUGCCAGUUGGUACACUGUAGUUUUUGAUGACGGUGAUGAAAGGACCUUGAGACGAACUUCAUUAUGCUUGAAGGGAGAAAGGCACUUUGCAGAAAGUGAGACACUUGAUCAACUGCCACUAACCAAUCCAGAGCACUUUGGAACUCCAGUUAUUGGGAAGAAAUCAAACAGAGGGAGAAGAUCUUCUCUUCCUGUUACUGAAGAUGAAAAGGAAGAAGAAAGUAGUGAAGAAGAGGAUGAAGAUAAGAGGCGCCUCAACGAUGAAUUGCUUGGCAAGGUUGUGAGUGUGACUUGUAAUUCAGAGAAGGCAGACUGGUACCCAGCUUUGGUGGUGUCACCGAGCUGCAAUGACGAUGUCACGGUGAAGAAGGACCAGUGUUUAGUUCGAUCCUUUGCAGAUUCCAAAUUUUACUCAAUAGCAAGAAAAGACAUUAAGGAACUAGAUCUUCAAAACUUACCAAAAUCAGAGUCCUCUCCUAAAAAAGGGCUACAGGAGGCAAGCACGUUUCUCAGCACCAAGGCUGUGCCUCGGAACUGGAAAAUGGACAUCAGUGAGAUCCUGGAGUCCUCCAGCAGUGAUGAGGAGGAUGGAGCUGCUGCAGAAACUGAUGAAGAGGAGCCAAAAAGAGAAGAGAAAACAGAAGAAGUAGCGCCUGAGGAAGAGCUUGAUCCUGAAGAGAGGGACAACUUCCUCCAACAGCUUUACAAGUUUAUGGAAGACAGAGGUACUCCUAUCAAUAAACCACCAGUUCUGGGCUACAAGGACCUUAACCUCUUCAAACUUUUUAGGCUGGUUUAUCAGCAGGGUGGGUGUGACAAUAUUGAAAGUGGUGCUGUAUGGAAGCAAAUUUAUAUGGACCUUGGCAUUCCUAUUUUGAACUCAGCUGCUUCCUACAACGUAAAAACUGCUUAUAGAAAGUAUCUUUAUGGUUUUGAAGAGUACUGCCGUUCUGCAAACAUUCAGUUUAGGACCAUCCAUCACAAUGAACCAAAAGUGGUAGAAGAGACACAGAAACACGUGGAACCAAUGGAGGAAAGUGUGAAAGAGGAACAAAAAAUGCCCCCAACAGAAGUUAAAAAAGAAGCAGAAGAAAAUUAUUCCAGCAGUGAAAGUGAGAAAGAAGAAAUUGAACUAAGAUCCCCAAGGGGACGAAGAAGACUUGCCCGGGAUGCAGCCCCUGCUAAAAAAGAUGGUGAAGAGGAUAAAACCCAAGACAAAUUAAAAGACAGUAACAAAGAAAACAAAGAUGUAGAGGAAACACCUGAGAAUGCAGAAAAGAAAGAAAAUGAAACUCCUCUAGGGAAGAAAAGCACACCAAAGCAAAAAGAGAAGAAAAUUAAAAAACAGGAGGAUUCUGAUAAAGAGUCAGAUGAAGAGGAAGAGAGGCAGAGGGAGAGGGAAGAAAUUGAGAACAAAGGAGAAUCAGAAGGUGAAGAAGAUGAGGAGGACACAGAACCCUGCCUGACUGGAACCAAAGUGAAAGUAAAAUAUGGACGUGGAAAGACUCAAAAAAUUUAUGAAGCCAGUAUUAAAAGCACAGAAAUUGAUGAUGGAGAGGUUUUAUAUUUAGUUCAUUACUACGGUUGGAAUGUAAGGUAUGAUGAAUGGGUGAAAGCUGAUCGGAUUAUCUGGCCAGUGGAAAAAGGAGGACCAAAGAGAAAACAGAAGAAAAAAACAAAGAAUAAAGAAGAUGGUGAAAAGGAUGAGAAGAAGGACGAGGAGAAACAAAAAUCCAAGCGUGGGCGGCCCCCUCUGAAAUCCACUCUCCCUUCCAACACGUCCUGCAGCCUCCCCAAAACGCCCAACAGCGAAGCAACACCUCGCAGGCAGACCAGACGUAGCUCAGGAAUGUUUGAUUCUGAUAGAGGAUCAAACGACUCUGGCACAUCUGACAGUGAAGCAGAUGAGUCAUCUGAAAAGAAUUUGAAUGAAGAAUUUUCUCCAGAAACUUCAGAACUGGAAAAAAGUGAAAAACUCCGUGAUGAGAAACUGGAUGAGGAAAACCCAAAGAUUUCUCAUGUGCUGAAGGAAAACGACAGGACUCAAGUACAGCAGCUAGAAACACUGAAACUGGAAGUUGAGGAAAGUGAACAAAUUGUUCAAAUUUUUGGAAAUAAAACGGAUCAAAUGGAAGAAAUCAAAAGAGAGGUUGAAAAAUCACCGAAGGGAAAAGGGAGAAGGAGCAAGACAAAAGAUUCCUCAUUGGAGAAUGCAAAGAUUGCACCAGGAAGCCAGGAAGAGGUGGCAAAUGAAUCUCUUACAGAACCUGAAAGGUUAGAUGUGUCUUCCUUGGACUGUAAAGACAUUUCCAGCACUACUGAAAGUGAAACAGAGCCCUCCACAAAAGAUAAGAAACUUUUGAAAAGGAAAACUUUGGAACAGGCAUCACCUGAGAAGAGAAACAGGCGAGAGAGUGAGAUGGAAGUGCCAAAUAUUGUAUCUGAAGAGAGGACCAAUGAAUGUAGUGGAGCAGAGGAAUGUAGAGGGCUGAAUGCUGAGGAGUCCCUCAGAACUGAGAACGAGGAGAUGCCGUCCCUGGUGGCGGAAUCAGCUCCGCACGGUGCGGAGCUGAGGAACGACAGCUUCCAACGGCCGGCCGAAGCCAGCGAGAGCCUUCCCUUGAAAGAUGAGGAUGACACAAUGCCUCAGAUUGGUCCUGAAACCUUGCUGUGCCAUGAAGUAGACCUGGAUGACUUGGAUGAGAAGGAGAAGAGCAGCACUGAAGAUGCAACAGCAGAAAAGCCAGACCCCAAUGCUUCUAACUCUGCCCCCACUGCCUUAGCCCCCGGCGUCCCCUCGAGCUUCCCGGUGGCCUCUCCUCUGGCCCUCAGCCAGGACGAGUCCCGCAGCAUCAAGAGCGAGAGUGACAUGACCAUUGAGGUGGACAGUGUGGCAGAAGAGUCUCAGGAAGGGCUCUGUGAGAGUGAGUCUGCCAAUGGAUUCGAGGCCAGCACCACGUCGAGCAAUUGCAGCAUAGCGGGGCAGGAGAGGGAGACGGGAGAGAAAGGUCAAAAAAGACCCAGUGACAGCAAUAGUGGAACACUGGCAAAAAAGCAAAAGCGAACUCCAAAGCGAACCAGUGCUGCAGCCAAAAAUGAAAAGAAUGGAACAGGACAAAGCAGUGACAGUGAGGAUCUCCCUGUCCUGGACAGUUCCAGUAAGUGUACUCCUGUCAAACACAUCAAUGCAUCCAAACCCCAGAAGAUUUCCCGCUCCCCUGCCAGGGUGAUUUCUCCUCACAUCAAGGAUGGAGAGAAGGACAAGCACAGGGACAAGCACCACCACCAGAAUGCUUCACCCAGAGUCUACAAAUGGAGCUUCCAGCUCAAUGAACUGGACAAUAUGAGCAGCACUGAAAGGAUCUCCUUCCUCCAAGAAAAGCUCCAGGAGAUCCGAAAAUACUACAUGUCCUUGAAGUCAGAAGUAGCAACCAUAGACAGGAGAAGGAAACGAUUGAAAAAGAAAGACAGAGAAGUGUCCCACACAGGAGCAUCCAUGUCAUCUGCUUCCUCAGACACUGGAAUGAGCCCCUCAUCAUCCUCUCCUCCCCAGAACGUGCUGGCUGUGGAGUGCAGGUGAUAAACAUUUCUCUGCCUUGCCAGCAGCUCUCUGCCAUGGACAUAAACCCUGAAAUUCUGCCACAGAAAGCACUCAACUGGUUGGACAUUGCCAAGUAUAUCCUGUACACACUUCCACUGCUGGACUGUACCUGUUCCCCCCUCCUACCCUCUUCUUUUGUUUAAUUUACUGUUCAGAGAACUUAAGCUCAUUGGUAACUGAAGGUUUGUAGGCACAACGUGGCAUCCUUGUAAUUGUGUUUGUUUUUGUUUCUUGUUUGUUUCUUUUUGUUUUGUUUUGGUUUUUUUUCCUAACACAGAGGAAGGGCACUUAUCAAAUUUGCAAAGUUAAUGUCCAAUGAAGCAUUCA